ACGCAGAGACAGAGAGAGAGAAAACUGGCAUCGGUGUUGGUGGUAGUGGGAUCACCUGAGAGGCAGCAGCACCUUCAUUUACAUCAAGAGGAGAAACGGUCACAGUCUGCACCGGGAAAACUGUUGUUAUCACUGCUUGUUGGAGCAGCACGAGGAGACUAUUGCAAGAGGAGGAGAAGGAGAGUGGAGGCUGGAGCCAGAGCUGGAGCAGCGACAGAGGAAAGAGAGGAUGAGAAGCAUCGCUACCACCUGACUCAUUCUGGGAGUCAGCCUCAGCACCUGCAGCGGCGGUCUGAGUACUCCGGCCAUCAAGGAGACUGGGGCAGACGGGGGAGAGAGCUGCUGAGAUUAUGCAUGGGGCAGCGAGCUCCUGUGGAUUCCCCAUCUUUUGCAGCAGCAACAGCAGCAGCAGCAGGAGGAGCAGGAGCUGUGGCUCUACAGAUAGCAGCAGAGCUAGCUGGAGCUGCAGCAGAAUAAAGAUCUGUAACUCCAAAGCGAUUUAUUUAUCCCGAGAUGAAGGUAGCCAAGGUGUAACAGGAAUCAGCUGUCGAUGUAGCAACAGUGUUGAAUGUACCUGUAGCCAAAGCAGUAGCUGCAGCGCUGGUGCAAAGGUGACCACAGCAGUGCAGUCAGGUGUAGUUGUAGCAGUAACAGGGGGGAGCAGUGGCUCUGGACGCUGAAUGACCAGCGUGGCUGAUGAAGGCCACCUGGAUCCGCUUGCUGAAACGAGCCAAGGGAGGUCGCGUCAAGAACUCUGAUGCCUGUGGUUCGGCCGACUCCUACACCAGCCGUCCAUCAGACUCCGAUGUGUCCCUGGAGGAGGAUAAGGAGGCAGUGCGCAGAGAGGCAGAGCGACAGGCUCAGGCACAGCUCGACAAGGCCAAGACUAAACCAGUUGCAUUUGCUGUUCGCACAAAUGUCAACUACAGCCCCAGUCUUGACGAUGAUGUCCCCGUGCCGGGCAUGGCCGUCUCCUUUGAGGCUAAAGACUUCCUCCACGUCAAAGAGAAAUUCAACAACGACUGGUGGAUAGGACGCCUGGUGAAGGAAGGCUGUGAAAUUGGUUUCAUCCCCAGUCCAGUGAAGCUUGAAAACACUCGUAUCCUCCAGGAGCAUAGAGCCAAACAGGGCAAGUUCCACUCCAGUAAAUUGGGAGCAAACUCAUCCUCUAGUUUAGGUGAAGUGGUUCCUAAUUCACGGAAAUCUACUCCUCCUUCCUCUGCCGUUGACAUAGACGCCACAGGCUUAGACCCAGAGGACAAUGAGCUUCCAGUCAACCUGCGCUCCCCUAAAGCCAGUCCAAACACUGUCAUGUCACCCCUAGCAAAAGAGAAACGAAUGCCUUUCUUUAAGAAGACGGAACACAUUCCUCCGUACGAUGUUGUGCCUUCCAUGCGGCCUGUGGUUCUGGUUGGACCGUCACUGAAGGGCUAUGAGGUGACAGACAUGAUGCAAAAAGCACUGUUCGACUUUUUGAAACACAGAUUCGAGGGAAGAAUAUCAAUCACUCGCGUGACGGCGGACAUCUCUCUUGCCAAACGCUCAGUCCUCAACAACCCCAGCAAGCACGCCAUCAUUGAACGCUCCAACACACGCUCCAACUUGGCUGAAGUCCAGAGUGAGAUCGAGCGGAUUUUCGAACUGGCUCGGACAUUACAGCUCGUGGUUCUGGACGCAGACACCAUCAACCACCCGUCGCAGCUGGGGAAGACGUCCCUCGCACCCAUUAUCGUUUAUGUCAAGAUCACCUCUCCCAAGGUGCUGCAGAGGCUCAUCAAGUCCAGAGGCAAGUCUCAAGCCAAACACCUCAACGUCCAGAUGGUGGCAGCCGACAAACUGGCUCAGUGCACUCCUGAAAUGUUUGACAUCAUCCUGGAUGAGAACCAGCUGGAGGACGCAUGUGAGCACAUGGCCGAUUACCUGGAGGCCUACUGGAAAAGCACUCACCCCACCAGCUCAAGUCCACCAGACCCACUGCUAACAAAGCUGCCCACAGCCCCUCUGCCCUCCAGCACAGCCCCCGUCCCUGGUGUGCAGGGCAGUGGUACUGACCAGAAAGGAGAUAAAGCAGUAGUGGAGAGAAAGGGCUCCAGAGAGGAUCACCAGCACCAUCACCACCACCACCACCACCACCACCAGAGCCAAGACCAGGGGGACGCAGACGCUGAGGCCGAGGGAGAGGGCAUCGAGGAGGAGAGGCCCCUAAGGACAGAGUCAUCCAGGAGGGCCCAGCACGUCCACCACCGUUCGUCUUCCACCAGGACUGAGCACCACAAUCACCACCAUCACCACCACCACCACAGCAGUCGAGCCAGGGGCCUGUCCCGGCAGGAGACGCUGGACUCAGAAACACCCGAGAGCAGAGAAAGCAGAGAGAGCAAAGACUCUACCUACAUGGAGCAGCGUACUCAGCUCCUCCACCAGGAGGAGGAGGAGGAGGAGGACGAGGAGGAGGAGGUGGAGGAGGAUCUAGGGGAAGGCCAUCCCCAGCAGCAACAACGUUACGAGCCGCUGCCCCACCGGGACCACAACCACCACCACCACCACCACCAUCACCGCGGGGCGGACGAGGCCGGCCACAGCACGGGACACCAUCGGUCCAAGGAGCGCGAACAGGACCAUAACGAACGCAACAAGCAGCGCUCGCACCACCACCACAGGCCCACGCGCGACCACCACCAUCACUACUACGACCGGGAUAGAGACAGGGACCGAGAGGGGGAGGUGGCUCCCAAAAAGAGGGGUGACACAGGGGAGUGGGCCAGAGACUCAUACAUCCACCAGUAACAGACCAAAAUCCCAUGAUUCCUCCAAAAAGACAGAGGGGAAGCUUUUUGGACUCACUUCCUCUUAAAGACCAUUUUGUUGUCCCAUCGUGCUGCUAUGCCCUGAAACCACAGCAUCCUAUUUAUGUACACGUCCUUUGUAAAUGCUGUUGCAACUUUUUAAUUGACAGGAUUUUGAUUACAUAGAUACAAAUAUAAAUAUAUAAAUAUAUAUAAAUAUAUAUAUAUGUAUGUGUGUAUCUAUGCAUAGACGUUGUUUAUGUGUGGAUAUGCAUGAAUAUUCUCAAAUAUGCAUAUUUUAAACCUGUGUUUGACAAAGCAUGACACGAAAGCAGAAUUUUUUUCUGUACUGAGCUGUGCUUUCUGUGAUUAGCAAUUUAAUUUUUAAUGUUUUUAAUAUUUUGGUUUAGUUUUUUUUUUUUUUUGUUUUGUUUUUUGCUUGCUACCACUUGAAUAAUUUGUUCCUUCAGACUACUGCUGGGGUUGACAGCUAUGGUUGACUAAACUUAGUUUGAUGCUGUAUUUGCAGAGGUCUUUUUAAUUUUAUGUUCAUUAAUUGCGUAGUUCCUUUUUUUUUUUAAAUUCUGCAUCCAUGGUUCUAGACAUUCAGACAUAUUUAUGCCUCCUUCGAGGUGCACCUUAGUCUUGCCUUACAAGACAAAAAGAGUUCUUCAAUAACGUCCUCUCUUACAUGCAGUACUGUUCUCUUUGUAUGGGUCCAGAAACAUUUUAUAACAUUGAUACACCCUUUAUUCUGCACUUUUACUGAUUCACAUUGGUUUCAAGUGAAAGCAAUUUGAUAUAACAUUGCAACUUAAUGCUGGUCUACUACCAAACCUCCAUUUAGGUUAAUCUUUUAUUAAGUCUGACCCCUUUUUCUAAUGAAUGUUGUUGAACUCCCACUUUAAUUCCCAGUUCAUAGUUAAAAGAAUGUUAAGUUUGGAUAUCCUCUUCAGUAUAUUCCUCACUGAAAUUAAUUUGCAAAAGCUAAUCCAAACAAUUAAAUGUUUACCAAGAC
Sphaeramia orbicularis (orbiculate cardinalfish) is the source of this 3804-nucleotide messenger RNA. It is a transcript of the gene cacnb2a, whose product is annotated as calcium channel, voltage-dependent, beta 2a. Gene Ontology annotation, cellular component: voltage-gated calcium channel complex. Gene Ontology annotation, molecular function: protein binding; voltage-gated calcium channel activity. The record is from RefSeq and is a predicted model, not a curated record. Gene Ontology annotation, biological process: calcium ion transmembrane transport. Bases 697 to 2787 code for a protein of 696 amino acids. The transcript is spliced from 13 exons. NCBI's taxonomy places the organism in Eukaryota, Metazoa, Chordata, Actinopteri, Kurtiformes, Apogonidae.